This is a messenger RNA of Homo sapiens (human), 6497 nucleotides long. It is a transcript of the gene ZNF681, whose product is annotated as zinc finger protein 681. Gene Ontology annotation, cellular component: nucleus. Bases 143 to 2080 code for a protein of 645 amino acids. The record is from RefSeq and is marked validated. The transcript has 4 exons. Gene Ontology annotation, biological process: regulation of DNA-templated transcription. Lineage: Eukaryota; Metazoa; Chordata; Mammalia; Primates; Hominidae.
GUCUCUCCCUUCAGCCCGAGCUCCGGGUCUCGUCUUCACUGCUCUGUGUCCUCUUCUUCUAGAGGCCCAGCCUCUAUGGCCCUCUGACCUGCAGGUAUUGGCGAUCCAUAGCUAAGACGCCAGGUCCCCCGGAAACCUAGAAAUGGAACCAUUGAAAUUUAGGGAUGUGGCCAUAGAAUUCUCUCUGGAGGAGUGGCAAUGCCUGGACACUAUACAGCAGAAUUUAUAUAGGAAUGUGAUGUUAGAGAACUACAGAAACCUGGUCUUCUUGGGUAUUGUUGUCUCUAAGCCAGACCUGAUCACCUGUCUGGAACAAGAAAAAGAGCCUUGGACUAGAAAGAGACAUAGGAUGGUGGCCGAACCCCCAGUUAUUUGUUCUCAUUUUGCCCAAGACUUUUCACCAGAGCAGAACAUAAAAGAUUCUUUCCAAAAAGUGACACCAAGAAGAUAUGGAAAAUGUGAACAUGAGAAUUUACAGUUAAGUAAAAGUGUGGAUGAGUGCAAAGUGCAAAAAGGAGGUUAUAAUGGACUUAACCAAUGUUUGCCAACUACCCAGAGCAAAAUAUUUCAAUGUGAUAAAUAUAUGAAAAUCUUUCAUAAAUUUUCAAAUUUAAAUGGACAUAAGGUAAGACACACCAGAAAAAAACCUUUUAAAUAUAAAGAAUUUGGCAAAUCAUUUUGCAUAUUUUCAAACCUAACUCAACAUAAAAUAAUUUGUACUAGAGUAAAUUUCUACAAAUGUGAAGACUGUGGAAAAGCCUUUAAUGGAUCCUCAAUCUUUACUAAACAUAAAAGAAUUCAUAUUGGAGAGAAAUCGUACAUAUGUGAAGAAUGUGGCAAAGCCUGUAACCAGUUCACAAACCUUACUACACAUAAGAUAAUUUAUACUAGAGACAAACUCUACAAACGUGAAGAAUGUAGCAAAGCCUUUAACCUGUCGUCACACAUUACAACACAUACAAUAAUUCAUACUGGAGAGAAUCCCUACAAACGUGAAGAAUGUGACAAAGCCUUUAAUCAGUCCUUAACCCUUACUACACAUAAGAUAAUUCAUACCAGAGAGAAACUCAAUGAAUAUAAGGAAUGUGGCAAAGCUUUCAACCAGUCCUCACACCUUACCAGACAUAAGAUAAUUCAUACUGGAGAGAAACCCUACAAAUGUGAAGAAUGUGGCAAAGCCUUUAACCAGUCCUCACACCUUACCAGACAUAAGAUAAUUCAUACUGGAGAGAAGCCCUACAGAUGUGAAGAAUGUGGCAAAGCCUUUAGGCAGUCCUCACACCUUACUACACAUAAGAUAAUUCAUACUGGAGAGAAACCCUACAAAUGUGAAGAAUGUGGCAAAGCUUUUAACAAGUCCUCACACCUUACUAGACAUAAGAGCAUUCAUACUGGAGAAAAACCCUACCAGUGUGAAAAAUGUGGCAAAGCUUCUAACCAAUCCUCAAACCUUACUGAACAUAAGAAUAUUCAUACUGAAGAGAAACCAUACAAAUGUGAAGAAUGUGGGAAAGCCUUUAACCAGUUCUCAAACCUUACUACACAUAAAAGAAUUCAUACUGGAGAGAAACCCUACAAAUGUGAAGAAUGUGGCAAAGCUUUUAACCAGUCCUCAAUCCUUACUACACAUAAGAGAAUUCAUACUGGAGAGAAAUCCUACAAAUGUGAAGAAUGUGGCAAAGCUUUCUAUCGAUCCUCAAAACUUACUGAACAUAAGAAAAUUCAUACUGGAGAGAAACCCUACACAUGUGAAGAAUGUGGCAAAGCCUUUAACCAUUCCUCACAUCUUGCUACACAUAAGGUAAUUCAUACUGGAGAGAAACCCUACCAAUGUGAAGAAUGUGGUAAAGCCUUUAACCAGUCCUCACACCUUACUAGACAUAAGAGAAUUCAUACUGGAGAGAAACCCUACCAAUGUGAAAAAUGUGGCAAAGCUUUUAACCAGUCCUCAAACCUUACUGGACAUAAGAAAAUUCAUACUGGUGAGAAACUCUACAAACCUAAAAGAUGUAACAGUGAUUUUGAAAACACUUCAAAGUUUUCUAAACAUAAAAGAAAUUAUGCUGGUGAGAAAUCUUAGAAAUGUGAAGAAUGUAACAAAACCUUUAAAAGUUGUCACACUUGAUUGUGCAUAAGAUAAUUCAUACUAAAAAAAAACCUACAAGUGUGAAGAAUGUGGCAAAACUUUUAACCAAUGCUCACACCUUAUUGCACAGGAAAGCAUUUGUACUAGAAAAAAAUUUCAAAUAUACAGAAUGUGAAAAAGCCAUUAAUAUCUGUUCACAUCUUACUCAACAUCAGAGAUUUCAUACUUAAUAAAAGCAUUAUACAUGCAAUUACUGUCAAAAAUCUUUCAGAAAAUAUAAGCCUCUAAAGUGAAGAGUAUUCAUUUUGAAGACACACAUUAUGAACAUAAGGAGGGUUGUGGUACCUUUACUUGUAUCACAGAUCUCAUUGUACACAUUUUGUGCUAGAGGAAAACCAUGGAGCAGUUGCUUAAACUUUGUGCAACAUAAGGAAAUUUAUAUUGGAGAAAAACCCUGCAAAUGUAAUAAAUUUGGGAAAACAUUUUUUCAAAAACGACAGCUUAGAAAACACUAGAGGGUUCAUACUAAAAUCUAUUUUUGCAGAUGCAGUAAAUAUGAAAAAAUAUUUAAUCCAAAAUUCUAUGUAAAUAUCAGAUAAUUCACAGUAGAAAUAGUUAAGGCACUGACACUUCAGGCAUUACACUAAAUCAGAUUGCUGAGUAUAGAAAAGAAUCUAAAACUAAAGUUGGUAAAUGAAUUAUUUGUAUAUAACAUUAUAAGAAGUAGAAAAUUUUUGCAGAGUUGUAACUACAUUCAAACUAUCCUUUGAAAAAAAUUAGGUUUUAUGAAAAGUGAAUAAUGUCAUUUAACUCAAGUUAUGCUCUUCAUUCCUAUUGUAUUCACAUGUGAAAGCAUGUGACUUAAUUGUUGCUGCAUCAAAGAUGAGAGAUUCUUUGUUAUUAGGUGUGCAUUAUUUACGACCUUUUUUAGUGAAAGAGUUAAGGACAUUAAAAUGUAAGAUGCAAGAUGAAAAUGUAAGUGGAGAGGCUCUUUCUGGUUAAUUUAUAAUAUUGACUGAUGCAUGAGGUAGGAGUUCAGAUAAAUAUCCUGUGUUAUAUUGAGAAAAAAAAUUUUCUGGUAUAUCAUUUUACUAAUUGUACUUUUUUUUUUUUUGAGACAGAGUUUUGCUCUUGUUGCCCAGGCUGGAGUGCAAUGGUGUGAUCUUGGCUCACCAAAACCUCCACCUCCCAGGUUCAAGGGAUUCUCCUGCCUCAGCCUCCCGAGUAGCUGGGAUUACAGGCAUGUGCCACCAUGCCCGGCUAAUUUUGUAUUUUUAAUAGAGAUGGGGUUUCUCUAUGUUGGUCAGGCUGGUCUCAAACUCCCGACCUCGGGUGAUCCACCCACCUCGGCCUCCCAAAGUGCUGGGAUUACAGGCGCGAGUCACCAUGCCUGGCCAAUUGUACUUUUAUGUAAUAAAAUGUAGUACAUUUUAAAAUUUUUAGAUAAUGUGUGAACUUAUUAAUCAGGCUUUUUAAAAAACAUGUUAAGACCAUCGUGCAUUCAAUGAAGCAUUAUUAUGCCAUUAAAUUUAACUUAUCCCAUCUUACUCAAGGGUAUAGGUAAAUGAUGGUAACUAUACACUAUUUAAUAAGAUAAUGGACUAACAUUUCUAGUAAUCUGUUUUGCCAGUGGCUUUAAAUUGCAAAUAAGUCAGAGAAUAUUAUUCCUGUAGGUUGAAUUAUUACUCAUUUUUUCUUAUUUAAACUUAUUUUUCUUAAUUUUUGUGGGUACAUAGUAUGUGUAAAUAUGGCAUAUAUGGCAUAUUUUGAUACAGGUAUAUAAUAUGUAAUAAUUACAUAUGGGUAAAUGAAAUAUUCAUUACCUGCAGCAUUUAUUGUUUGUAUUUGUUUGUAUUAUAAACUAAUUCUGCACUUUUCGGUUUUUUUUUGAGACGAGUCUCACUAUGUCACCCAGGCUGUGCACGCCUGGGUGCAUUGGCGUGGUCUCAGCUCACUGCAACCUCCGCCUACUGGGUUCAAGUGAUUCUUCCGCCUCAGCCUCCUGAGUAGUUGGGACUACAGGCGCAUGCCACCACACUCAGCUAAUUUUUGUAUUUUUAGUAGAAACAGUUUCACUACGUUGGCCAGGUUUGUCUUGAACUCCUGACCCCAUGAUUAGCCCCCUCGGCCUCCCAAAGUGCUGGGAUUACAGGUGGGAGCCACCACACCCAGCCACUUUUAGUUGUUUUCAAAUGUACAUUAAAUUGUUGUUGGCUACAGGGUCUCUUUUAUGGUCAUAAGAAAACAAUAUAAACAAAAUGCAUACAUUUCUGAGACCUGAAUUAACAUUAAAAAAUUGUUAUAUAUUUUUCUUCAAACAUGUUGCCUCUCUGCCUGCAAGCACAUACAGACUAUUAGUUUUGAUUUACACAGAGUUAAAUAUAUACAUAUAUUACUUUAAAGAUAAAGCUUGGGUUUAAAAAAAUUAUGGAGUAAAUAAAUGCCUUCUUUGCGAGUAUGAGUUUCUACCUAGUUUCAGAAGAGCAAUAUUGAAACAAAUCAAAUUAUUUUAAUUAGAUGAUGACUGCAAAACUAAAAAAACUUAAAAAUGCUGAAAACAAAUCCAUACUCUCUGCUUUGUAUUGAAUUGAUUACUGUAAAAUUGUAUGGCUUAUAAUUCAGAAUCUCCCUAUGCAAAUUUUUGUUUUUACUUGCCUGAUUCUUAGGCUAGACCCAUAAUUUUCUUGUGUCUUACAUUUUUUUCUCUUAUUUUAUAUAAGAUGCUAUGUGAGCUGGUCAGAGAUUAUAAAAAUAAUUUUUAUAAAAUUAGUGCAAAAAAUUUAGAUUUAAUUUCAAAAUUAGUGUAUUGUUAUAUUUUAUGUUGUUAGAAUAUUUUAUUUUGUUCUUUUAAUUGGAGAACGCUGUAUAAGCCUACUUUUUUUAGUUUUUGUUCCUUUCAGUUUUUAUAAUGAAAAUAAGUAAAUAUUGAUUGAGCCCAUUUAUUUAGGUGAGUACUAGGGGGGCUUCCUAAAUCAUGAGGAUGUUUUUAUAUAUAAAUAUAGCAAACAAACAUGACAGUGCUUUCUGUGUCACAGAUGCUUUAUAAUAAGCCAUAAAUAUUCCUGUUGGAGUUAGUUUGUAACUUCAAGACAGAGAUGGAACAUAUCAAUUGUGAGAAAUAACAUUGAUUUUUUAUGUGGAGAGGACAUUUAUUUUCAGGCUGCAAAGCUCAGUUUUGCUGAAUUAAAAAAUUGUGCUUCUUUUAUUUCCUAAUUGUCUUAGUUUUGUUUGUCUUAUUAUGUGUAUUUCAGCUGUGUAUGCAUCACAGCCCUCCUUUUUGCUGUGCUGUGGCUACAGUUUUCUCACUGUUCUCUUCACACCAUGUCAUUUCACAUGGUAUAUUGUAGGUUUUGAUGAGAAAUCGGUAUUUUUAAUGCACUGCAAGAUUGGUUUUAACUGGAGAUUUUGCAUAUCAAUAUAAUUUUCUGAUCAGUUAAAUUAAAACAAAAAGCAUACAGUGUCCACAGAUGAAAGGAUUAAAUCAUUUAGCGUUGUUUUUCUCUGUUUGUUAAAGAAUAAUCUUAUUAAAUUCUUACACAAAGUGUGGCAAAUAUAAAAUUUGCUUGAAAAUAUAUCUUAGAAAUUAAACUUUUAAUUUAAUUUUCUACAGUAUACUUAUGCCACAAUGUACGUUUCCAUGCAAAAUCUUCUAUUUGUAAGUGUGAACAUUAAACAUUGCAAAAUAGUAAAAUGACCUCUGUGAUUUUGAAACCUGGAGUAAUAUUUCUUUUCCAUAUUCAUAUUACAAUUUGAAGAAAUUUUCUCAGUUUUAUAUGUUUUUUUAGUGGGUGAAGUUCAGUCUACAGUUUUUACAUUUAGUCACCUAACUCUAGCCAACUUCUUGGUCAUAUUCUCUGGAAAACAUUCGAAGAUCAUGGCAGCUUUUAGAUAAAAACAUUUUCUAUUAUUUUGCGUGCAAACUUGUUUACUGUGUUCACAGAGUGGCCAGUCAUGAGACCAUAAGAAACAGCUGCCCUUUUAGUGUCUUUCAUACCGUCUGUAAUAUAUAAAUUGUGCAUUUAUUCUGUGAAGCAUGACAUUUUGAAGUAUAUACACAUUGUCAAAUGCUUCAUUCUAGGUAAUUAAUGCUUUACCUAACAUAGUUAACAUUUUUGUGGUAAGAGCACAUGACAAUGUUUUAGCAUUUUUCAGAAAUACAAAUACAUUGUUAUGAACUAUAGGCACCAUGCAGUACAAAAGCUUUUUUGAACUUAUUUCUCCUAUUCAACUGUAAUUAUGUAUUUGACUGACAUCUUUCUAAACCCCUCUUUUUUCCAAAUAUGUUGGCAUCUGGUGGUCACCAUUUUAUUCUCCACUUCAGUUAGAUUAAUUUUUCUAGAAUCAUGUAAGUGAAAUAAUUUGGUUAAUCUAUGUAAUUGAAAAUAAUAAAUUUUUUUAUUUUAAAGAUGAA